Molecule: messenger RNA, 1531 nt
Organism: Saccostrea cuccullata (small rock oyster)
Lineage: Eukaryota; Metazoa; Mollusca; Bivalvia; Ostreida; Ostreidae
Product: zinc finger protein 2-like
Exons: 2
Coding region: 107-1267 (386 amino acids)
Biological process (GO): regulation of transcription by RNA polymerase II
Cellular component (GO): nucleus
Molecular function (GO): RNA polymerase II cis-regulatory region sequence-specific DNA binding; DNA-binding transcription factor activity, RNA polymerase II-specific
Source: RefSeq, a predicted model, not a curated record
AUCGCACGCGGCAUGUCUCCAAGGAUGCAGACGAACGCCAUGUAAAUAACGUAAAUAACGGUCUUCGUGCAAACUGUGUUCACAGAAGUAGGAAAGAAGAGACAAAAUGCCGAAAUGUUUAAUGCAUUCAGUUCGAAACUACAGAUCUCGAAAAUACACAAGGCACUCAGAGUUUGACCAAAAUGUCAUGACAACACGAUCUGGUUUGGCAAUAAGAAAAGUGUCGGUCAAGCAUAUGUUUUCUGGAUCAACGAAGUACGCUCAAGAAACAGUCGAAAUCAAACAAAGACAAAAUUACAAGAGCUCAUGUACCCCAAAACAGAAGUCUAUGCAUCAUCUUCCAUUUGUGACAAGAUUUUACCUCGGGUUUAGAGUCCCUGAUCUAGAUCUCUGUGGGAACGACUCUAAAGAAAUAGAUUCAAGGGAAGAGGAACCAAUGCAGAUAUCUUUUGGACAUUCGAGAAAAUCCGAAUACCGUCUGCUCGAUUUUGAAAGUGAUGAAGAUAGUUUAGAAUCUGGUUCUGAUGAUGAUUUCUGUAACAAUAUCAUCGCACAAAGUAAGGAAUUCCGUUAUCAAUGCAUGGCUAUUAAAGGGUCAACAACAAAAUCGGACUCAUCCAGAAACAUAUUAGAAGCUCUGUCCGGUCUACAACCCGUCGAAGAGAGGAUUCGGGAUUCGACCUGUGAUUUUCAAGUGACUUCCAUAGAAAAUCGGACUGAAAUUGAAAAGUGUUCGAAAUACCCGUCUCCUACACAAUCCGUCACUGCUGCGCUGUCUGAUCUCCGAUUGUCGGGGCCCGCCGCCAUUAUGUCAACAAACCCAUCACCAACCGUAACUACCUUCACCGCUCCCACUAUCACUACCAUUCGAUCAGGGGUCAUCUUUCAAGCCAAACCUGCAUUUACAGACUUACCUCCUUUUAAAUGUGAGGUUUGCGAAAAGGAAUUUUACGUCUCAGCCAACUAUACAACUCAUCUUCGAACGCACACCGCCCAGCAUAAGAACAAAUGUGACGUCUGCGGAAAAGUAUUCACGCGCUCUUGGUUGCUUAAAGGACAUAUGCGCACGCAUACCGGGGAACGUCCGUUUAUUUGUCCGCAUGAGGAUUGUGACAAAGCAUUUGCCGACAAGAGCAAUCUACGUUCACAUAUGCUGAUUCAUUCCGUGAAGAGCAAGAACUUUUCAUGUCAAAAAUGUGGUCGAUCUUUUGCUCAGAAAAGGUAUCUGCAUAAGCAUUUGUUGGAAGUUUGUAGAGUAAUUCGAUAAGUUGUUAUUCCUUUGAAGGCAUUUACAGACGAAACUGUCACGGCAAUAAGCCGUCUUUGGAAAUGUUUUGAAUAAACAUUUUUAAGAUUAUAAAUGCAUGUGAUGGGUAUUGUACUUUAAAAAUUAAUAUCUUCAUUUAUUUUGUGAAUAUCUUUGGAAAUAAUUGUCAAAAGGUGCAAUAUACAUGUAUAUAAUAAUCCUAUCGUUAUUGUUUGUGUAUAUAACUUUUCAAUACAUCAAUGAAAAAAAUGUGCAUUAUCAUUU